GUUUCGACCGUUGCGGUCGCGCUAUCAUUACAAUUUUUCAAAUUUUAACAGAUACAAGAAUGAGUUUUACUAUAAGACUGUACAUUAAUUACUCUGUAUCAAUUUUAUGAAUGAUUGAUUUUGGAAAUAAUUCUUUCCUCAAGAAAAUUGACGGAUUGUUAUGACAGCGCGACCGCAGCAGUCGAAACGCUCUGCGAACUACCCUUUGGAGAAUGAAUUUAUUAUUGCAUCCAAUAGCUAUAGUUGUUUAUUAGCCACCAAUAACAUAUAGAGCUCGUGUUAAUGGCCAGUGUGGCCAAUGUCAGUAAUGACAGAUAUCAGUUAUGGGGUGGAUGCUUCGCAGAAGAGCCGUCCGAUGCACUACGGCGACUCAACGACUCUCUAGCGGUGGACUGCCGGAUGUUCCGUGAAGAUAUCAGUGGCAGCCAGGGCUGGGCGCUUGAACUUCAUCGCAGUGGGCACUUGAACGACGACGACUACCUGGCCAUUAAACAGGGAUUACAAAAGGUAGCACAAGAAAUAGAAGAUGAACUCUGCAAAUACGGAAAGUUGAGCGAUAUUGAAGAAGACAUACACUCAGUGGUGGAGCGGAGGCUUCACAAACACGCGGGGGACGCGGCACUCAAGCUGCACACUGCCAGAAGCCGCAACGACCAAUCAGCCACUGACACGCGGCUGUGGAUGUUAGCUUCCUUUCAAAAACUAUCGGACGCACUAAAAGAUCUUAUCGCGAUUUUGGCAAAUCGAGCGGAGAAAGAAAUAAAUAUAAUCACUCCAGGUUACACUCAUCUUCAACGCGCACAGCCAAUAAGAUGGAGUCAAUUUCUUUUAAGUCAUGCCUGGGCUUUUCACGGCGAUGUCACCAGACUGGAGGAACAAAACAAGCGCUUAUCUAUAUGCCCCCUGGGCAGUGGUGCCCUUGCUGGUUGUGCGCUACCUAUCGACAGGACUAGACUAGCCCAUAGCUUGGGCUUCCAAGGCGUAACGCCUAACUCAAUGUUUGCAGUUUCAUCCAGGGAUCAUAUAGUGGAAUUUUUGAAUUGGUCGGCGCUAUGUGGAGUCCAUCUUAGCAGAAUGUCCGAGGAUUUGAUCAUAUACAGCUCACAAGAGUUUGGUACAGUACGUCUCUCGGAUCAGUUCUCAACUGGCUCCAGCUUGAUGCCCCAGAAACGCAAUCCCGAUGGCUUGGAAUUAGUUCGCGGAGCGGCAGCACUCCUGUUAGCAGACUCUGUUGCAGUUAUUUCUACUUUGAAGGGUCUACCGAGCACAUACAAUAAAGACCUUCAAUCAGAUAAAGAAAUACUUUUCAGAUCUUACGAUAAACUUGCCGACUGUCUCAAAGUUAUAAACGGAACUAUUGCCACAUUAGAAGUAAAUGCUGAGAAGGCCUUAGGUACCUUGGAGCCGACGAUGUUAGCAACAGAUCUUGCCCACCUCCUGGUCCGGCGCGGAGUGCCGUUCCGGCGCGCUCACCAUCAUGUCGGAGCCCUCUUGCGCCGGGCUGCUGAAUUAGGAACGGAUUUACUGAACCUCCCUCAUCAUGAAUACACUUCUAUUUGCCCCGAGUUUGGGAAAGAAACAGACGUUCAAUCAAUAUUUUCUUGGGAGGCGAGUGUAGAGCAGUACACAAGUUUAGGGGGCACGGCGAAGUCAGCUGUCGAGCAUCAAAUAUCGCUGCUGCGGAGGUGGCUUCAACAACCGUGACUUGUGUAACGAUUUAUAUAUUAAUAAAAUCUAUGACAAAUCAAAUUAUGUCAUUGUAACUACCCUACAAAAGGCAAUUAUAGUAACUGUAUUAUAUUACUAGCUUUUGCCCGCGGCUUCGCCCGCGUAAAUUUCAUAGCAAAAUCUCAGUAUGUUUUUUAUCGCGCACCUAUAAGACUGGUAAACAUAUAUGAUUCAAAUUCGCAUUUUUUCUCAUCUUUAGUUCAAAUUCCAGUUUCCCGCUGCGUGUCUCGUCUCGCAAACUUGUCCAAUCCUGCUUCCUGCUAUGUAUGUAAUGUAAAGAAAAUAUUUCGUUCGAUUCCCACUACGUACCUCCUUCCCAUUUCCCUAUUUUCUAUGACGUUUUACGUCCCGGUUUUGUAUUAACCACAAACUUAAACAUUUUUUGUAUUUACUAUUACUGUUAUUUAUUACAUAAAGUAAGUGUGCCAAUUUUCAGCCUUUUAUCUUGAAAAUUGUAUUAAGUCUCAUACAAUCUUUCACCCCCCCUUUUGAAGGGGUUGAGGGUUAAUUUUCAGAAAAAUCUGAAAUACGUAUUCAUUGCUUUGUUGUAAACAACCAAAAUCCAAAUUUUCAAGUCAACUAUUUUGUUCAAGUCAAAUUUUCAUUUCAACGGUGUAGAACUUUCAUAUUUACAAUUUUUCACCCCUUGCACCCCCUUCGGAGUUGAAUUUCCAAAAAUCCUUUCUAAGUGCUCACCUAUAUGCCAAUGUUCAGGUUCCCGCCCAGCAGUUUCGGGUGUACGUUGUCUGUCAGUCAGUCACUCAGUAACGGAAGAGUUUUAUACUGAUAUAUUGAUACAUACUGCGCCCACCCUCUUCUGUUAUCCUCUCUCACUUCCCUAAGCCUGGGUGGAAGAGACUGCUUAGCAAUAGGCCCACCAUUGGUCUAUAUGUAUGAACAAUUGUAUUAUUUUGUACUAAUAUUGUUUUAUGGGAUAUUGCAAUAAAUAUAUUUUGUAUUGUAAA
Messenger RNA from Plodia interpunctella (Indianmeal moth), 2693 nucleotides. It is a transcript of the gene Argl, whose product is annotated as Argininosuccinate lyase. The coding region runs from base 283 to 1704 and encodes 473 amino acids. Gene Ontology annotation, cellular component: cytosol. NCBI's taxonomy places the organism in Eukaryota, Metazoa, Arthropoda, Insecta, Lepidoptera, Pyralidae. The record is from RefSeq and is a predicted model, not a curated record. The transcript has 8 exons. Gene Ontology annotation, molecular function: argininosuccinate lyase activity.